Helianthus annuus (common sunflower) is the source of this 2050-nucleotide messenger RNA. RefSeq names its product protein GAMETE CELL DEFECTIVE 1, mitochondrial-like. The record is from RefSeq and is a predicted model, not a curated record. Lineage: Eukaryota; Viridiplantae; Streptophyta; Magnoliopsida; Asterales; Asteraceae. The transcript has 4 exons. Bases 730 to 1809 code for a protein of 359 amino acids.
AUUUCUUCUCUAUUACAUUUGAACCCGGAUCCUGUUCGUACCGCGAAUUGGAUCGGACGAACCAAAACGAAAAUCGUAUGUGACUAUGCUUUGGAUCAUUUGGAAUUGCAUCUUUGCUUUCUGAUUAGGGUUUAUCAAUUUGAUUGAUAGAAAGGUUUAUUUAUUUAUGCAUCUUUUCUGAUUAGGGUUUAUCAAUUUGAUUGAUACAAGGUUUUUUUUUUUUUUUUUUGCGUGUGUGUGUCACUUUUUUUGGGAUUAUUUGGAAAUGCAUUUUUACUUUCUGAUUAGGGUUUAUCAAUUUGAUUGAUAGAAGGGUUUUUAUUUUUAUUUUUUUUGGGAUUAUUUGGAAAUGCAUCUUUACUUUCUGAUUCAACUAAUCUUUGUGUUGGGUUCAAUGAUGUGUUUUUAAGUUGCCAUUGGAUGGGAUAGACGUUUUGAAUGUGUAUAUGCUUAGUGGAUUUUGAAAAUGCAAAUAGGGAUCUAGUCAUGUUCAGUGUAUCGUCCAUUUGUGAGCUUGCAUAAUCUUUAUAUCAUCUAUAAACUAAUUCAAGAUUGUAAAAAAUCAACUUUUCGACGGCUUCAUUGGACAUGUGUGUGCAUUCAGAAGGGGUGUGAAUAGUCUUAUAGGCCGUUAAAGCUGACUGAGUUGUCUAAAUCGAAGAAAAUUGGCAGGUAUGAAUUUUUGAGAACACAAACCGCAAAGUGUAGACUUAACCAUAAUCGAGAAACAUGCGAUCACUCACCCGUGUGAUAUCCCAGUUGUCCACAAAUUCAAGAGCCACACAGUUAAAAACCGUCACAAAAUCAGUAGCUUAUAAUUUUCUCUCGAGCAGUCGGUUUCUGUCAACUAAAGGCGGAAAUGAUGGUGAAGUCGAUUGGGGGUCUGAAUCCACAUGGUCAAGCGGGCUCACCAAAGACCAUUUUGACGGGGAGGUUGUAGGAAAAAAAGUUAGUGACAUUGCCGACGGGGUUUCUGGCGGGGCUGCUGGCGGUGCGGCUGGCAGUGCUGGUGGAGGAGGGGCGGCAUUGGUUUCAUCUCAUGAGGAUGAUUUAGCCAAUAUAAGGAAAUUGGCGGCUGCAGCUUCACGUAAAGACGGUGAAUUUGCGAGCAAAUGGAAGGACCGGAUGCGUGAGACUAACGUGUUGAUGAAGCAGGUACUUGAGCCCGGGGCACGAGGGGCGUAUCUGAAGGAUUCCGAGAAGGCGGAAAUGUACCGGCUUCAUAAGGAGAAUCCGGAAGUUUACACUGUAGAAAAGCUGGCGAAAGACUAUAGGAUUAUGAGACAGAGGGUACAUGCUAUAUUAUGGCUCAAGGAAGAUGAAGAGAAAAUGGAGAAGAAACUCGGACACCCGUUGGAUGAUUCUGUCGAGCAGUUGCUUGACAAUUUCCCCGAAUUUUUCGAGUGGCAUGAUAGGGAAUUUCACGUUGCGACUUUACCAUACAAACCGGAUUUCAAAGUGAUGCCGGAAGGUUGGGACGGGACCAUCAAAGACCCUGAUGAAGUGCUGUACGAGAUAUCGAUGAAAGAAGAUGAGAUAUUGUAUCAGGAGUUUCUCGAGCGAUUCAACUUCAACAAGAUGAAGAUCGAAGGGAAAGUCAAAGUCCAUAAAUACAGCAGAAGACGCCCAUCAGAGGGAUGGGAAAUCACGGUUGAAAAAAUGGGGCCUCGUGGGAAGCGUGGGGACGGUGGUGGUUGGAAGUUUAAGAGUCUAGCCGACGGGUCCACCCGUCCACUCAACGACUAUGAGAAGAUGUUUGUAAAGCGAGAGAAGCCUCGCAGGCGACGCAAAAUUCUACACCCAAAAUAAAACUGACAGAUGGGUGGUGUUGUUUUUGUUGUCUAGACAGUUUUAUACCUUGAUCAAUAAUUUGGUUCUUUUUGUUUUUGUCAAACCUAGUGGGACCCAUCAUCAUGAAUGUUUUAUUUUUUGCAAUAGUUUGUUAAUUCAUGGAUUAAUGUUGUGCCAUGGGUGAAAAAACAUUUGAGCAAAACUAUGUUAUGUGGUUGGUAUGAUGAAAACUUAAAUGAAAAAGAAACAUGUUUGUUUG